Messenger RNA from Aspergillus versicolor CBS 583.65, 1139 nucleotides. Its product is annotated as glutathione S-transferase family protein. The record is from RefSeq and is a predicted model, not a curated record. NCBI's taxonomy places the organism in Eukaryota, Fungi, Ascomycota, Eurotiomycetes, Eurotiales, Aspergillaceae. The transcript is spliced from 2 exons. The coding region runs from base 207 to 878 and encodes 223 amino acids.
CUACACCGCACCCAGUUUCGGCUUACUCAGUGAGUGAGCUGCUGCAAUUGGUUGAACUUACAGUUGGAUGGAGAUGACGUUUCUCACUCUAUAUAUCUCAGGAUGCAGUAUAAAUGCGGCCAUGACCCAGCUCUUUCACUGUCCAUCAAUAGUCAACCAAUUGAUCUCUUAAGUCUUUAAGUCUUUCAUCUCCGAAAACCUCAACAAUGGCCCAACCCAUCACCGUCUACAUGCACGGCCGCAGCCCCAACCCUUGGAAAGUCGUCAUGAUUCUCGAGGAGCUCAGCCUCCCCUACACCGUGAAAAGCGUCCCAUACGACAAGAUCAAAUCUGAGCCCUUCAUCAGUGUCAACCCCAAUGGUCGACUCCCUGCCAUCGAAGACCCAAACACCGGCAUCACGCUCUGGGAGUCCGGCGCCAUUGUCGAAUACCUGGUCGAGACCUACGACAAGGACCACAAGAUCAGCUUCACUGCUGGAACCACCGACUACUUCCUCGCGAAGCAGUACCUGCACUUCCAGAUGAGCGGACAGGGCCCGUACUUUGGGCAGGCGGUUUGGUUCCUCAAGUUCCAUUCCGAGACUGUGGUGUCUGCCCAGGAGCGGUACAUCAAUGAAAUAAAGCGGGUGACUGGUGUCCUAGAGGGUAUCCUGAAGGGCAAGGAGUUCCUUGUGGGUGGCAAGCUCAGUUAUGCGGAUGUGGCGUUUUUGCCUUGGUACAGUCUUGUUGAGUCGCCUUUGUUCGGGGGCAAGGUUGAUCUUGCAAAGGACUAUCCAAGUGUCAAAGCUUGGUUGGACAGGACCCAGGCCAGCAAUGGCGUUGCGAAGGCGUUGAAAUACCAGGAAGAGCUUGUCGCUGCUGAGGAACAGAAUCAGUGAUGCAUGUCUGAUAGUUCGGUAUAGCUUUAUAUAUUUAUAUCUACUUCAUAGCCCUAUAAAGCAGACUGCCAGCCUUGUAACUUCCCAAAGAAUCACUAGCUUAAAUUGCCGGUAGUGCCUGCCGGCUGUAACUAAUAUGUCGCCCCUUUCUUGUCUGAAUUGUUGAUCUUAGCUUCCCUCCCAGGCUUCGUUAUACAAGAAAAGAACCAUCGUAGGCCAGAGGCUACUGGUAGCACUUUACUUAUAAGGUAUCUUGUAUUC